Messenger RNA from Athene cunicularia (burrowing owl), 4184 nucleotides. It is a transcript of the gene YAE1, whose product is annotated as YAE1, ABCE1 maturation factor. The record is from RefSeq and is a predicted model, not a curated record. Bases 90 to 935 code for a protein of 281 amino acids. Lineage: Eukaryota; Metazoa; Chordata; Aves; Strigiformes; Strigidae. The transcript has 4 exons.
GGAGGUUGCGAGGCUGCGCCCGCACUCAAGAUGGCCGCCCGCCUCCAGUCUCUCAGGUGGGCUUUGACGUCAUAGGGCAGCCGGUUAAGAUGGCGGCUGCUUGCCUGCGGCCCCGGCGGGGUUUGCCCUCGGCCAACAUGGCUGACGCUCCCCUAUUGCUUCCGACAGCAGUGAAGCCAGUUUGCCCUCAGUCAAGAUGGCGGCGCCCAGGCAGCGGCGGAGCGUGGCGGCGCGGCGGCUGUGAGCUCAUAAUCAUCACUGCUAUUAUGUCCUGGGUACAAGUUGCAGUCAGCCGAUCCAGUGAGGAUAUAUUUGAUGAAGAUGCAGAUGAGAUGUAUCUACUACAGAAAGAAUGGAACAGCACCAUGAAAAAAAGAUUGACGGAAGGCUAUAGGGAUGGAAUUGAGGCUGGGAAAGAACUUGGACUCCAGGAAGGCUUUAAUCAAGGUUACAGACACGGUGCUGAGCUGAUGGUUACAUGUGGCCAGUUCAAAGGAACCCUUAAUGCUCUUUUAUCCUGGUGUCAUUCUAAUGGAUGUGAUUCUGCUUUAAGUAAGAUAAAUAAUCUUCUUGAUGUGGUUGGAAAGCAUGAAGAAGAUGUGCUUAAGUAUCUGAACUCUACUGACCAACAUCCACAUCUCGGACACGUUUUAGAUUCUGUUCAGGACAUGGACCUUAAUGACACAGCUCCAUCUGGGACAGUGUACAGUGAAGUUAAAGCUGGAAAACACGAAGAUGUUGACAGCUCUGGUGGAAACAUUUGCGGAAAUAAUGGUGAGAUUGGUUCCUUGCAGUCUGAGUGCAGCAAGGCAAAACUCUGCACAGAUCCUGAAAGGACAACCCUUGCUUGGGUUAAAAAGCAGACUAUUUGGCUAGUAGAACAACUGGGCUUAUCACUGGAUAUACUCCAUCACAUCCAGCAACUGGAACAUUAAUUUUUCAGUCUCAGGGUAUUUAAAAUUAUCUCAGCUGGAUCUGAUUCUCAGUUUGUGGACUAUGUAUAGGCAUCACUUUGUUUUGGGAAAAUCUGAUUUUGAUACUUCCCAGCAGAGGUAACUUCUGUAAAUUUUCACCAUGCUUUGGCUCCUGGAAAAAAAACCCUUUUGCUUUCAAUCUUAAACAUAACUUUCACAGAAAGGGAAAAUUACUUUUAAAGCUCUACAAAGGUUUACUAAACAUGUUUCUGUUCUGUGUCAGAAGCUAUCACUUUCUCUUUUGGCAGCAGUUUGGAAAUGGAGCAGGUCCCUUAAAUAGCUCCUCCAAAUAGGUCCCCUAUAAUAUCUAAAAAUUUAAAGCCCCGUGCUAUGGACAAUCUGUUCUUGCAGAAUAAGGUGCUGCUGCUGCUAUGCUAACUCUGUGCAAAAUAGAACAGGAUUUGCUGCUGACUUCUAGAGUGCUGUGACUCUCUCUAGUCACUAUAUAAAAUACAGGAAUUUUUCACCUUUUGUCAAAUUCUUCCUCUUUUGUAACCACUAUGCAGUGCACUUUCACAGUUAAAACCUCUUUUUUUCCUUCUCAUACAGUUCUCUUUAUUUCCCUUCUGCUGAAAAUGCACCAUUCCCUUCAAAUGCAGAAUUACUGACGAUUCCACUGUUUUACUUUUAGACCAUCUACUCUUACCUGUUAGAGCACACUGAACACGUUUCCAGUCUAAUGAACUUCCUUUUGUUAUUUAUGUAUUUAUUUUUCCUGUCCCUCUAGCCUGAACUCUUUCUCUCAUUCCCAUAGUGAUUUUUCCAAACUCUUCAAGGAAGCCAGGCUUAUUCACCUUCCCUUAGAAACACGUUGUCAGCCACACAUGCAUUUUUCUGACAACUUUAUAUUUCUCUGCCAACAUUCUAUAUUUGACUUCUUUUUGUGAUGCUUGUCUUAACUGUAGCUGCAAAUUACUCUGAUCACAAAGUCUUUUCUUUGUGAAUGCCUCUCUAUCUGUGUUUUACACUAAUUAAACUGAUUUACACUAAGUUAGGAGUUUACUUGUUUUAAGUUGCUUGUAACUUUCCCUCAUAUCUGAGAUAAAGCAGGUCUAGACAAACAAACACAUUUUCAACAGCCAACUUUAAAGAAAAAAAAAAAAAGUUUAAAUCACAAAACAGUUUUCUACUUUGGGACCAGAAAAAAGCUAUGGUAAAAGUUACUUGAUUUUCAGAGACUGAGUUUACAGUGUUCUUACUAAAGACUAUUACCUUGGCAUGGAGUUGGUAGACUCUUUAAAUCUGGCUGCUGUUCAGUACCAGUUCUGCAUUAGGGGAAAACAGAACUGCAGUUAAGUUGAACCUGUUUCUGAAAUAGUGGGCAAAUAGGCUGUCUGCAUUAAUUAACUAUGUACAAAAUUGUUCAAACAACUUUCUUUUUCUCAGUUUAUUUAACAUAAUGUUGACAUGGGUAGACAUUAAUUUUUUACAAGUGCAUGUGUUAUGUUAUAGCCUGUAUCACAUAUGUUAAACAAAUUUUUUCCAUACUGUGGUAGAAUACGGUGCAGACAAAAAUAAAGGUUACUAGAGCACUGUUAGACUUUCCAAAUUUGGAAGUUUGAAAAUGCAAAUUCAAGAGUCUUCUUACAUAUUUAAUAGUGUGCAAAGAGGAAACUCCAUUCACAAAUUACUAAGUAGACAGUGAGCUUGCCAAUUUGUCUCCAACUACUGCAAAAGCAAUCUACGCCAGGGGAAAUACUACUUUCUUGUUUGAUUAUCAAACAACAUAUUGUGUGUUUUACUUAUCUAUCAUAACAGCUUCCGUACUAGCUGUGGAAUUACUUUCCUCCACUCAGCACAAAGUUUGUGCUUCCUGUGGGUUACUUUUUUCCACAUUAUCACCCAGAGUUUCCAGUUCAGCUGUGGAGAGAGAUUCUUUUGGGCUACCUAUAAUACUUGGCUUAUCUGUCACUACCAAAUCUUGCUGACCAGCCACAGAAGGACUUUCUUCAAGUCUAUUAGAAUCCAUAAUUUGCUCACGUGGUGCUUCAGGUUUUUCUCUUGUGUCUGCUUCUGCUUCUUGUGUUUCACUAUCAGCUUUCACCUUGGCAGCGUUCCUGAAAAUAGCUCUCAUGACAACAGGGACUGACAUACAGCUGAAGGAGGAAAUGAAACAUUAGUCAACUACUACAGACUUCAUCCAUUCUUCAACAUACUUAUUUUCUUAAACAGUGUCUGACACCAGAUGAUACCUGUAAUGAAAAAUAGCUCUACCUUCUUGCAUCUUUUUGCCUUGAACAACCUAGCAAGCAUUACAUUGUAACUACAGGAUAACUACCUAUGUUAGACCAGAAACAUGGUGAUACAAUGAAAUCAGGUGUUGGGUCUUUGAGCUUGGCUGGGCAAAGAAGCUUUGAUAGAAGGAGUGGGAGGGUUUGGUCUAAAAAAAAAAAAAGUCACAAGGGUGCUUUUAAUGAGAACCCAAACUAAUAUUAUUGAAAUAUAUUAAUUCUUGCUGAGUUUUAUAAUUAUAAAACUUUCACGUUUUGUGUAAGACAAAUGCAGACCACAUCUUCUCUAAAACACUGUCUAAAGGAGGUUUUUUUCCACUCUGACAAUAGAAUUACCUGGUUCUGGGAAUAGUAUCUAGUAUCCUGUGAUUUACGACAGGGCAGACUAAUUAAACAGGUUCAGGAUCCAGCUUGCAUUGAUCUUGCUGUCAUCAAAUAGAUAAUGGUUGUGUACUAGCUUGUGCCAAAUUAAUUAGUGCUCUCAGUACUUUCUCGAGCGUAUGUUCAUGUAUCACAGCAACUUACCUCUCUUGGAAUUUGUCUCAGAAAACAAGCCAUAUAUAAUAUGCCACACUUUCUGAAAAGCACUGAUUGGUAUUAGAUGUGGAAAAAGUCUCUUCCAUGCUAUUCUAAUUAGACUAGUCAUGAGACUUGUCAUCAGCUAGAGUCUUCAGAAAAGCAUGUUUACAAAAGAAAAAAGCAUCUUUGUAAAAGAUAAAACUCUCUUCAUUCAAAAGUAUCUCCCUACCCCACAUGCUUUCAGUAGAAAGAAACACCCUCCAUCACUAUUAAUGUUUAAAAUUUUCAGAAGAGAUACUGAAGACUAAAGUGACUUAUUCUCACUAUUAUAACUUUUUAGAGAGUGAUGUUUUCUGGUUGCUGAGUUUAUGGCAUUAUGAAUGCACAUGAUAUUUCCAUGAAAUGGACAUCUGAGGUUCAUUCCAACUGUUAUGAAAUAAAACAGAAUUACUUACCGCUU